Medicago truncatula (barrel medic) is the source of this 1323-nucleotide messenger RNA. RefSeq names its product MDIS1-interacting receptor like kinase 2. The transcript is spliced from 3 exons. NCBI's taxonomy places the organism in Eukaryota, Viridiplantae, Streptophyta, Magnoliopsida, Fabales, Fabaceae. The coding region runs from base 1 to 1323 and encodes 440 amino acids. The record is from RefSeq and is a predicted model, not a curated record. Gene Ontology annotation, molecular function: protein binding.
AUGAAAUUGAGAGGUACGCUUGAAAGUCUUAACUUCUCAUCACUUCAAAACAUUCUCACUCUUGAUCUUUGUGUCAACCUCUUGACUGAAAAUUUGUCUAACAAUGUUCUUAAUGGUACUAUUCCUAAAGAAAUUGGCAACUUAUCGAACAGAAAUUGGAAUGAUGAGAUCUUUGUAGAAAUUGAUUUGUCAGAUAAUGAUUUGUCUGGUAAAAUUCCACCUACAAUUGGAAACUUGAGCCAUUUAAAAUAUAUUGGAUUUCAUAAAAACCAUCUCAGUGGGACAAUUCCGACAGAGUUGAAUAUGCUUGCUAAUUUGAAAGCAUUUAAUGUAUAUGAUAACAAUUUCAUUGGUCAGUUUCCUCAUAACAUUUGCCAAGGUGGAAACUUGAAAUAUAUUGCUUCCUCCCAGUACCAUUUUAUAGGGCAUGUUUUGAUGAGUUUGAACAAUUGUUCUAGCCUUAUUAGACUUAGGCUUGAAAAAAACCACUUUGAUGGAAACAUAACAGAUGAUUUUGGUGUAUGCCCAAAUUUGAAGUUCAUGGGAUUGGAUGACAAUAACUUUUAUGGCCACCUUUCAUCCAACUGGGGAAAGUGUCAUAACUUGACAGACCUUCACAUCUCCAGAAAUAAUAUAUCAGGUUAUCUACCUCCCGAACUCGGUGAAGCAACAAACUUAUAUUCAAUUGACUUAUCAUCAAACCAUCUAACUGGAAAAAUUCCAAAGGAGAUAGGCAACUUGACUAUGUUGGGUAGACUCUAUUUAAGAAACAACCAUCUUUCUGGUAAUGUUCCGGUACGAAUUGCAUCGUUAAAGGGACUUGAAACCUUAGUUGUUGCAGCAAAUAAUCUAAGUGGUUUCAUCCCAAAACAACUUGCCAUUUUGCCCAGGUUAUUGAAUCUAAGUUUGAGCCAUAAAAAAUUCAUUGGAAAUAUUCCUGAUGAGUUUGGACAAUUUAAAGUCCUUGAAAGUCUUGAUCUCAGUGGAAAUGUUUUGAAUGGAGCUAUACCACCAAUGCUUGGAAACCUGAAACGCUUAGAAACAUUGAAUAUUUCACAUAACAAUCUUUUUGGACAGAUCCCUUCUUCCUUUGAUCAGAUGAUUAGUUUGUCCUUUGUUGAUAUAUCAUAUAACCAAUUGGAGGGUCCACUUCCAAACAUGCGAGCAUUCAAUAACGCUACAAUUGAAGUGUUGAGAAAUAAUACAGGCUUGUGCGGUAAUGUUUCUGGUUUGAACCCUUGGAAAAUCUCAAGCAGUGGGUCUCAUUAUCAUAAGAUUAAGAAAUUGAUCUUAUUGAUAUACUCAAUCAAUUUGAAUGAAUGA